Mesorhabditis belari is the source of this 1251-nucleotide messenger RNA. The record is from the annotation of a GenBank genome assembly. Lineage: Eukaryota; Metazoa; Nematoda; Chromadorea; Rhabditida; Rhabditidae.
AUGGGCUGGGGCCCGCCACAUCUCGUUUCCAUAUUUCUUGUCUUAUUGAAAGUUGAUGAAAUUACGUCCGUUCUCUGCUCGCAAUGCCCUUUCACUCCCGAGCCACCACAUGUGAAUGAAUGUCCAGAGACUUGUGAAGGAGAUGUCUGUUAUAUAGUUGUGAACAAGUUCUUCAACGGAACGAUUAGCGCGGGAUGUCUGAACUUGCGAUCGGGCGAUCACUUUGGCGGGGAGAACGUGUGUCAUCGAGAAGAGACUAGAACGAUUUGCGGUUGUGAGGGCGCGGCUCGUUGCAAUGACCCGCAAACCCCGUUGGCCGCCUACAAAUUCGUGGACGAGCCCGUGUUCAGCAGAGAUCAGCCCAUUCCACCAUUACAAUCAGAUGAAGCCACUGUGAAACCGAUGUUGGUCACUGGGACGAGUGAGGAGCAAUUGAUUGAGGUGAAAUCGUCAAUGUUCGUGAAAAGCACUGAUGGCGUCACGGGCACUCCCACCUUCAAACCUCAUUCAUCGACCACAAAUGACAUCACUCAACUCGCCGAUCUCGGCAAGCACCUUCCCUCCACUGCACCGAGUGACAUUCUGCCGGCUUUGUUACUCGACAAUUCCACAAAUGCACCCGAAACAUCGGAUAUUGUUGAAAUUGAAGAAAACACGACGAAUCCAUCAAAUUUCGCUGUGGUUUUGAGUACGGUAGCUACAGCGCCCACUACAGUGAUAGAACAAGAAGCCGAGAAUGUGCCUCAUUUGAAACCGUUUCCAGAGGCGAAUUUCUCCACUCUCCCACAUGAAGCCGAAAUGGAUAAUGGGAAAACGAUGGAAACAAAGCAAACAAAGCAAACAUCGAUUUCGAUUGCCUCCAAUCAACUCAUCGACCUUAAACCACCACCACCGAACACCACACUGCCUCCAAUGGAACAAUCCUCACCAGUGAUCAUUUCAAAAUCGACCUGGAAUUCGAUUGAGAUCGAUCGAGAGCGAAAACCGAGCACAUCGCCCGGACUCGAUAAAGAAACCGCACCGGAAAAUGGUUCAUCGCAAGGUUGGGGCAGUGUUGAAGAGAUCGAAAGUGAGCAUACGAGAGCCCCAAAAGCGAAUGAACCCCAGCGAGCCGGGCUAAAUUCGGCGGAAAGCGGCGAUGAACAGGCAAAAGGUGUCGCCAGUCCACAAGAAGGCACAACUGGUGGAUCCCCGCAAACCACCGUCGUUUUCUCGAUUCUCACCAUUUUCCUCACAACAUAUCUCAAGCUG